CCUUGAAAACAGCAUCCAACCUAGAGCGUGAAAUACCGAAGAAAUAUAAGUCCAGACAAUAUCUCCCACUAUUAUAGCUUUACAUCAUUCGAUAUACUAAAGAACCGGAUUUUGAAGUACCUUAGUAGUUACCAUUCUAUAUUGAUCAAAUAAAUCUAGUGUAUUUUGUUCAUAAAAAUGUUCUUUUGGAUCAUUUGGUUUUUUCUAACAACAAAUUUUACCAUACUUCUCGCCAAUUAUGAUGUGAAUCCGGACAUCCCUUUAGAGAAUACAGAAGAGUAUUUGAAAAGAUACGCGAAUAUUAUUGAAAAAGAUAAUCAUCAAAAAGUCAGAUCCCGACGACAGACUAAUGGGGAUGAUCUCCAAGGAUUUCCAGGACCUACUGUAGAUUUUAGCGAUAACCAAAAUGCAAUGUGGAAUUUUGGCGAAGACGACGAUAUCCUAGUAUUUGAUAAUGAUAAUUUAAAUUCAAGGAGACCCUCAACAGUCACUAGACAAAUUUCUUUCGAACCAGGUGUUUCAGAUCUUCAAGACAUAAUUCCACCACCAUCUAUGCCUAAUACCGGUACUAGAGGUCCAAGUUGCGAAGAAAGAUGUCCAUCCACACAAGAGUAUAAUCCAGUUUGUGGGGAUGAUAAUGUAACAUAUCCAAAUAUUGGAAAACUUCAGUGUGCUGUUAGAUGUGGUAGAAGAGUUACUCUUCAAUUCAGAGGAGGAUGCCUCACACGAGCACGAGGAAAAUGAAUAUAAGUAGAAAAUGUUUCAUAUAAAUCGUCUAAUUUCA
This is a messenger RNA of Coccinella septempunctata (seven-spotted ladybird), 784 nucleotides long. RefSeq lists its product as uncharacterized. Gene Ontology annotation, molecular function: protein binding; serine-type endopeptidase inhibitor activity. The record is from RefSeq and is a predicted model, not a curated record. Lineage: Eukaryota; Metazoa; Arthropoda; Insecta; Coleoptera; Coccinellidae. Bases 178 to 744 code for a protein of 188 amino acids. The transcript is spliced from 4 exons.